AUGGUGGUGGAUCCAUUGUUGUUAGACAACAUCACGCAACAUGUGCAAGAAGGAUACACGGGGGCAAAUGGAUGGAGAGCCGAACAUGCGUUUAUCGUUACUUGGUAUCGGAUGGCUUAUGGUGGAGCCCCACGAGCACUUGAUGUCUCUCAAUUUGAACAUGUCAAAGAUUGGCAAAACACUUUCCAAUUAGUAAUAGCUUCGGAUGAAAUCCGCACAUUUGCAAUCUACAACUACGCAAGAGUCAAUUGGACAUCGAGUAACGAAGCCGGAGGGCUAAACGGUUUUGGAGGUAAACAAGCAGCGAUGGCCGGUUUCAACGGAGGAAACGGGACCGGAUGGUAUCCAUUACCAUAUUCAGGGCAUGGAAGAAUUUGGAAACUCGGCUACUUUUCAAAUGUUCUCACGCCGGGGCGCUGGGUUCACCGAAUUGACGAGCUCAUCAUUCCAGCCGGUUGCACCAAUGCUUCUGACGGUGGUGUCGUGUUGGCUCCACCAUUUGGCCCAAUGCAGGGCGGUGUCGCUAUCAAUAUUUCCGGUCCUUGUCUUCGAGAAAAGGAUGUUGUAAAGGUGACGUUUGAGUCAUGGGAAGUAAAUUGUAAGCGAAUAAGCCGGGUCCGGGCUCGUUGCAUAAUGCCGAUGUUUCACAAAACAGGAAUGGUUCCAGUCCGAAUGUCUCGAGAUGGUGGUCAAAGUUUUCCCUUUUUCGGGAAAUUCUAUAUUGUGGUUCCCGAUCGGGCACCUCCUGGUGUACAGCUUAUUGAUGCUGUCGAUAUUGCUACAAAUCGCUGGUAUCAACCAUAUGCUGAUUCCUUGAAAAUGGGAUGGCAAGCGCUGAACUUGACAUACAAUCUUGGAGCCAGGAUCGAUAUAUCUUUGUAUGGAUAUUGGGAAGAUGCUGACAGAUCUCAUUUCGAGAGGAUUGACUACUUGGCAAGAGGCGUCACAAACACUGGCGCUUAUGAGUUUAAACCGGCGCAAAUACAACGACAAAGGCUUCUUACCGAUGCUUGGAAGAAAUUUCAUUUUGGUUUUGUUCAAGUAGCGAUCAGUGAUGUUGAGGAUGGAGUUCUUUGGAGUCGACCUACACCAUUUCCUUGGUAUCAUUUACCGGAUUGGCGGUAUCAUUGGGGCAAAAAUUGGGCUUUAGACAUGUGCAUUGAUUGGUUUGAAUAUGAUGGAAGAAGAAGGAAUUUUCAGAUUGAUCUCACCAAAGAACUUCCGUGCCCUUGCAAACUGUCGCAAGCUUUACUUGAUGUCGGAAGGUUUAUGCCAAUCAUGAACUGUGAUAAAGAUGGAAAUAUGGAAUGUCCCUUCAAUAAAGGAUCUCAACAUUGCAUUCAAAGUGCAACCGCGACAUGGACAGGUUCCGCACAACAAUGUUGCUAUGAUUGGGACGGUUUCUUGAUGUUUACCGAUGAUUGGGAACCCGAUGGUGAUUACAGCCGAUUUUUCCAACCCGGAAUCCCAGCAAGAGCUCAUGCAUUUGGAGCAAGACCAUACCUAAUGCCUCCAUUCAUCCCAACUCUUUCACAUUAUCAACUCGAUGAACUUCCAUACAGAAUGUGUUGCCAAUGGAGUGAUCAUUGUGAAUUCUUCUAUUGGAGAAGAAUGACCAAUGGAUGCCAAGAUUAUAAAGCGCCAGCUGCCGGUUAUAUUUAUGGAGAGCCUCAUGUGAUCACUUUUGAUGGAAUCAGAUACACUUUCCCUGGAAAAGGCUAUUUCGUUUUGGUGAUGAAUGAGAAUCCAAAGAGCAAGCUGAUGAUACAGAUCCGACUUGAACAACCCGAUGAUACCCUUUGGCACUCGCAUGUGAAUGCGACAGUGAUUACCGGAGUUGCCAUUCAAGAUGGAGAUGGUUCAAUCUUGCAAGCAUUUGCUCGAAAAUCGAUGCGUCGUUGGCGUUAUCGAAUGGAUGUGAUUGUUGAUGGAACACCUCGAUAUUUUGAUAUGCCUUUCUGGAAAUAUCAACAAUUCAAUCGACUAAGUGUUCGCAAUCCUCUUCAAAACAUGAAUCAAUCGGAAGUUGUCGUGAUGACACAGAGUGGAGUCGGCAUUCGAAUCGGGGAAAGUUAUGGAAUGCUCGAUGUGAUGGUCACUCUUCCACCAAAUUACAAUAGCACUUGCCGACCUGGACAAACAAUGGCAAAUCAGAAUCUCCAAACAAUCAACCCUCAAGAUCGAUGCUAUACAACUUUGGGACUUCUUGGUGUUUAUAACAAUGAUCAAACAGAUGAUCUCACAACAUUGACUGGACAAAGUAUUCGAGCCUCUGGUGAUACGCACAAUGCUGGAACGACGCAAAUGAUUUAUGAUCAAUUUGGGACAACAUGGAGAAUCGAUGGUCGAAAUGAUCGAAUUGGUAAUUUACUCUUCUCGGAAAAAUACAAGCCUAUCUAUAAUCCGCUUCUUUUCGCUGAUCCGACUUAUUAUCCUGUAUUUUGGCCUUCCAAUGUGCUUGAUAUGAAUGCGAGUCGGGUUUUCUCAAUGAAUCAAGUGACGGUCGCAUGUCAAGGGCUUCCAGAAUGUGAAUAUGAUUAUAUCAUGACCGGGCGAAGAGAGGUCGGCUUGCAAACGAUGGAGAAACAAAAGAAUUUCCUGAGUUUGAGUAAAAAAGGAAGCGUUCAAUUAAAAUCUUGUGGGCCAUUAUUGAAAAAGGAAGGUGUUAUAAAGACUCCACCAGCAGCAAAUUACCUUGAAGGAGAUACCGUGGUAUUCUCUUGCAAACCAAAAUAUUUCAUUCAUGGAGAUAUCGAGCGAACAUGCAAAAAUGGAACAUGGUCACCUGGCUGGUGGGCCUGGUGCAGAGAUCGAAAUCUCGAGUAUGCGCUCAAAUGGAUGACCGCUUUGCUUUCAAUUUUUGGCAUUGUUGUUUUGAUCAUUGUUUUCUAUUGUAUUCUCUGGGAAUUGCGAAAGCGGCGAGUGGCUGAGAAGAUUGCCGACGGAAAAACGAAAGAUGUAUCAAGGAGAACAUGGAAUAAAGGACGAAACUCGCCAACACCACAAAAUACAAUCGAUGAGAAGACACCCCUUCAAAAUGGAACAUUGAGUGAUCUGAAUGGAGAGCCGAUCAAGACAAAUCCUUACGCACAACGAAUUUCACCCGAUAGCCUGAUCGCCCCACAAGCUUAUGUAGACAGCUAUAUGCCACCGCGAAGGAUCGGAAGUGGAAACGCCGAAUGGAAUGGGAACGAUGAAGUGAUCAAUGGAUACACGCUCGGCCCACAACCCACAACGUACGAAAGUUAUCCCGUGCAAUCCCAAGGGAAUGCUCAUCUAAUGCAGAGCAGUCAAAUC
Mesorhabditis belari is the source of this 3297-nucleotide messenger RNA. The record is from the annotation of a GenBank genome assembly. Lineage: Eukaryota; Metazoa; Nematoda; Chromadorea; Rhabditida; Rhabditidae.